Molecule: messenger RNA, 1608 nt
Organism: Amyelois transitella
Lineage: Eukaryota; Metazoa; Arthropoda; Insecta; Lepidoptera; Pyralidae
Product: nuclear receptor subfamily 2 group E member 1-like
Exons: 7
Coding region: 1-1608 (535 amino acids)
Biological process (GO): anatomical structure development; cell differentiation; regulation of transcription by RNA polymerase II
Molecular function (GO): zinc ion binding; RNA polymerase II cis-regulatory region sequence-specific DNA binding; nuclear receptor activity
Source: RefSeq, a predicted model, not a curated record
AUGGAGGGGAGCGGCAGCAAGCCUGAGUCGCUAUGCCGCGUCUGCGGGGACAAGGCCUCGGGCAAGCACUACGGGGUGCCGUCCUGUGACGGCUGCAGAGGCUUCUUCAAAAGGAGUAUCCGUCGAAAUCUGGAUUACGUGUGCAAGGAAAACGGGCGAUGUGUGGUGGACGUCACGCGACGGAAUCAGUGCCAAGCGUGCCGAUUCUCUAAAUGUUUGCGGGUUAAUAUGAAGAAAGAUGCGGUGCAGCACGAACGAGCGCCCCGUCCCGUCAUCACUUCGCAGCAUCACGCGGCUUUACAAAAGCUAGGCUACAGUUUCAACAGACAGUCCAUGUUCCCUGCUCCGACCCCACUGCCCUUCCCCGCUUUCCCUUCACUCCAUACAUAUAACAGUAUUACGUCUCAUCACGAUUCGAUGCAAACUCCUCAUGCACCUUUUCUACAAAGUCCGUAUCAAGACGUUUCAUCCUCGAGACUUCCUGAAACGAUACUAGAAAUGCCGCAGUUAAAUCCCCUUUUAGGGUCCCAUAUAGGACCUCUAAGUUCACUCAACCCGUUCAAGAUUCCGCUAUUCUCCACUUCCCUGCAUUACCCGGUACCUCAUCCAGGCUAUUUCCCGACAAAUAUUUUCUACCCGCCUGCGGUAUCAAGUGAAAAUUCUAAUGCAAGUGUGGACCAAUCUACUAUAAUGAUCUCGCCCAAAUACUCGUUGGUAUCUAGUGAAAAACCGGAUUCUCAGCCGCCAGACAAAGUGAAGGAGGAUGAGGUAUCUAGUUCUGAAGAAGCAUUUAAGGCUGACCCCAUUGAACAGAAUAACGAAGAGAUGAGAAGAACACAUCUUCGUUCUCCUAUCUGUUUUGAACCUCCAAUUCAUAUCGUAUCAAGGAAUAUGAGCCACUUGGAUAACUCAGAAUGUCAAAAUGAUAAUAUUCCAGAAAGAAUACAAAACCAAAUUAAAAUAAUUCGAAGUGCUGAAAGUACAAAGCGAUGUGGGGAAGAAGUUACACCAGAGUCAAAACAGAAGCCUGUUCAUGACAAUUGGAUGAUCCCAAGGGAGGAAUUUUAUAACCCCGCUGCGAAAGUUUUAGUAACAUGUAUAAAAUGGCUGCACAGCGUAUCAUCGUUUGUCAAUUUGAAAAGUUCGGAGCAAAUAUCUUUAUUGCAAAACAAUUGGAGAGAAUUGUUUGUUCUCGGCGCUGCUCAAUAUUCAUUUUGUCUUGACGAAGGUCAUGUAUCACACGUUAGUUUAAACCGCCCGAAUAUGAAAAAUGAAAUAAAAACACUGCAAAUAAUUCUUAAACGGAUAUCUGCCUGUAAAUUGGACAAAUGUGAAUACGAUUUGUUAAAAUCCACUUUAUUAUUUCGAACAGACGUUGCAGAUUCUUCGUCAUCACAGAUUGAAAUGCUUCAAGACCAAGAGUUGAUAUCGCUGCAAAAGUACUGUGCCACGAAGGACCCAUCUCGCCUGGGCAGAAUUAUGCUAGCCCUGAUCAGUACAUGUUCAUCCAUCAGGCAAGGGCUUCUAGAACACAUACUCUUCCCCUCCGCAUCGAUUGAAGAAAUAAAUACUACAUUAUCGAGUAUUUUACUUUAUACUGCCAUGUAG